This is a messenger RNA of Aquila chrysaetos chrysaetos, 1895 nucleotides long. RefSeq names its product dynein axonemal assembly factor 10 (gene DNAAF10). Gene Ontology annotation, molecular function: ubiquitin binding. The record is from RefSeq and is a predicted model, not a curated record. The coding region runs from base 587 to 1195 and encodes 202 amino acids. NCBI's taxonomy places the organism in Eukaryota, Metazoa, Chordata, Aves, Accipitriformes, Accipitridae. The transcript is spliced from 7 exons.
UAAAUUUGCGUCGCUCCGUUUACUCGCGCUAGCCCGGCGUGCGCUCGUUGGCUUGUUGUCACGGGUCGCGUUACAGGGAACGCCGGGGGCCCCGCGCCCCGGUUGUGUUUGGGUUGGGGUGGGGGGUGCUUCUUUUUUUUUUUUUUUUAUUUCUUCAAACUCAAACUGACCUUUGACGAUUUGCCGAUUUCUAGGGGUGACAGCCCCUCGGGUGCAUAAAGACCCCCAGGGCCACCAGCGAAUAAACUGAUAGCUCAGUAGGGAAGAGGCGCUGAGGGUGCGCGCACAAUACUGCUACAGAUUAACUGAAAGAAGGGCUUAAUUCUGCCUUUCCCGGGGUGCCAGCAGGGCUCUGGGAAGAGCUACGAUUCCCUCUGCGUUAUCUUUGCAAAUCAGUAGAGACAGCAGCCUCUGAGUAUCAUUGGCAACCUGAAGAUUGAAAAGGCUAAACCUAUAAAAUGUGGAACUUUUGGUGCUACAUCUCUGCAGCAAAGAUACUUAGCUACGGGAGAUUUUGGUGGAAACCUUAACAUAUGGAACUGUGAAAGUAUGGGACCCGAGACAGAAAGAUACUCCUGUCGCUAAUAUGGAACCUGUACAUGGGGAGAGCAAAAGAGACUGCUGGACAGUAACAUUUGGCAAUGCUUACAAUCAAGAGGAACGCGUUGUAUGUGCUGGAUAUGACAACGGCGACAUUAAAUUGUUUGACUUAAAAACCAUGUCACUACGAUGGGAGACCAACAUUAAGAAUGGGGUUUGCAGUCUGGAGUUUGACAGAAAAGAUGUAAAUAUGAACAAGCUAGUGGCCACAUCGCUUGAGGGAAAAUUUCAUGUUUUUGAUAUGAGAACUCAGCAUCCAACCAAAGGUUUUGCUUCUGUUUCAGAGAAGGCACAAAAAUCUACCAUAUGGCAGGUUCGACACCUACCACAGAACAGAGAUAUAUUUAUGACGAGUGGAGGAGCUGGGAGCCUUCAUCUCUGGAAAUAUGAGUACCCAGCCCAGCGCUCAAAGAAGGAUUCUGAAGGAGCUGAGAUGGGGGUGGCAGGUUCUGUCAGUCUCUUGCAGAAUGUGACUCUGUCAACGCAGCCGAUUUCUAGCCUAGACUGGAGCCCUGACAAAAAGGGACUCUGUGUUUGUGGUGCCUUUGACCAAACUGUGAGGGUGUUGAUAGUUACGAAGCUUAACAAAGUUUGACAGGAAAACUAGGAUUUCUGAGGAGAAAGCAGCAUAGCUUGCAGUCUGUAAAUAUAGGAGGGAGAGCCGUCUGGUUUCUAAUUUAAUUUCUCCCUAUUAAAACUGGAUUAAAGAAAUAGAAACCAGAUCUUUCUAUUGAAAGUUCAGAUACAUGCAGUUACGAGUUGUUUGACUGAUGGUGCCGCAAUGACUUGAAGUUGCCUGUGCACAAAACUUUUACCUUCUAGAAAUGUGAAUCUACAUUUAAAAUAAAGUGUGCCUUUGUUAGCGCAAUCUGUAAUUUUAGAAAUCACUUUAAAUUGUUUGUGUUCACUUUAAUCACAGUGCAAAUCUGUUCAGACUUGUUAAAUGGUUUGGCUUUUUUAGAUAUAGUUUUGUCCAUAUGCAUUCAUGCGAUGGAAACUACUAUAUACUUCCUCACAGAAACUUUGUGUUAUUGGAUAUAUUAAUUAGAAUGUUUGUUAAAGUGACUUAGGAUUCUUUAAUACACUAUAGAAACUAUAAUGGAUGCUGAAAUGUUCAGGUUUAAUGGAGUAAGCUUUUUACUGAAAUCAUAUUGAAAUUAAACUAUUAAACAGAGCAAAAUGCACUGUUUUAUUAUUUGAGUUUGGUUUCAUAACAAGUUUUUAUGUUCUGUUGCUUUUAUAUCUGUUUGCAGCUUGGUAUUCUACAAAUAAAAUUAUAUGCAGUGUUGUCUUAA